AUGUCCCACGUCUUGAUUCUCGGUGGUGCUGGCUAUGUUGGCCUGGCUCUUGGUCAAGCUCUCGUCCGCAGUGGCAAUUGCAUUGUAUUCGCCACCACUCGAGAUGCAUCAAAGAGCAACACUCUUCUCUCGAACGAGAUCACACCCUUGGUCGGGAACCUAAGCGACGCCGACUUCAUCAAGACUGUCAUUGCCAAGCAUCGCAUUGACGUCGUUGUCGAUCUCUCGCAGGCCUAUGCCGACGCGACCACGAUUCUCAACACUGUCGUCGAGGCCGCCAAGGCGAGAGCCUCUGCGCUGGCCGCCGACGACUCGGUGGGACCCAAGCUGGGCUUCAUCUACACCUCGGGAACCUGGGUCAACGGGUCGACCAGAGACCACCAGGUCAGCGAUACCACGGUCCCCGGUACCUCGCUCGCCGUCGACAAGCCGGCCACGGCCGUCGCCUGGCGCCCAGCUCACGAGCAAGCCGUGCUCAGGGCCCGCGACGCUCUGGACGUGGCCGUGCUGCGACCCGGGGCCGUCUAUGGUCGCGGCUCCUGGGUCUGGGGCCUCUACUGGUCCAAAGUCCUCGCCGCCACGCAAGACGGUCAGUCUGGCGAAGACAUUGCCAUUCCCGCCGACGCCGAUACUCGCACUGGCGUCGUUCACGUCGACGACAUUGCCGACGCCUUUGUCAAGGCCAUUGGCAGCAUGCACAACCUCGGCUCCUGGCCCGUCUACGACGUCGUCAGCGAGACCGUGUCGCUCACGGUCGUCCUGGAAAAGGUCAAGCGCAUCCUGGGCGCCACGGGCAAACUGUCCUAUGUCGGUACCCACGGUGAUGCUUUCCUCGAGGCGCUGGCGUUGGUGACUAAUGCUUCCUCUGCACGGGCAAGGAUUGAGCUGGGGUGGACCCCUAAGCGAAGAGAGUUUGUGCGCGAUCUGCCGCAGUUGGUGGCCGCUUGGCAGGCUUCCCAGCCUGGCCAGUAA
This is a messenger RNA of Pestalotiopsis fici W106-1, 972 nucleotides long. RefSeq lists its product as uncharacterized. The transcript has a single exon. The coding region runs from base 1 to 972 and encodes 323 amino acids. NCBI's taxonomy places the organism in Eukaryota, Fungi, Ascomycota, Sordariomycetes, Amphisphaeriales, Sporocadaceae. The record is from RefSeq and is a predicted model, not a curated record.